This is a messenger RNA of Pseudovirgaria hyperparasitica, 1863 nucleotides long. RefSeq names its product WD40 repeat-like protein. Gene Ontology annotation, biological process: proteasome-mediated ubiquitin-dependent protein catabolic process. The record is from RefSeq and is a predicted model, not a curated record. NCBI's taxonomy places the organism in Eukaryota, Fungi, Ascomycota, Dothideomycetes, Acrospermales, Acrospermaceae. Gene Ontology annotation, molecular function: protein binding. Gene Ontology annotation, cellular component: GID complex. Bases 1 to 1863 code for a protein of 620 amino acids. The transcript is spliced from 4 exons.
AUGCGUCCUGAAAUCGAUGCUUCAAGAAGUUUACAAUCUCCCUCACAAUCGUACUCGAAUGGAUCAGGUAUGCGGUCUCCAGAUCGCACCGUUAGGCUUGGGAAGAUCGCUAACGGUAGUUCCACCAAAGAGGAAAGUAACGGGUCCAUCUCGCAUACAAAUGGCGCCUCAGCGAGACUCCGCAGAACAGAGACAUUCUUUGGACACGAUCGAGAAGAAGUGACUCGAAUACUAAUCCAGAGUUUGUCAGACCUUGGAUAUCAUAAUGCGGCAGAGUCUCUGAUAAGCGAAAGUGGCUAUGAGCUUGAGGGUCCAACUGUUGCAGCAUUUCGUAGCGCUGUGCUCGGUGGCGAAUGGGCUGAGGCAGAGGCCCUACUAUUUGGACUGCAUAGUGAUGGGGUGAGCCUUUAUGAAGACGGUCCUCCACUUGGCAAAUCUAAUGGCAAGGCGGCUAAAUCAUCCUGGUACUCCAAGAACUAUACGAAAGGUCUUACUCUAGCAGAGAGCGCAGAUAAGAACGAAAUGAGAUUCUGGAUGAGGCAGCAGAAGUAUCUGGAGCUCCUUGAGCAGCGGGAUAUCGGCGCAGCGCUAAUGGUACUUCGACAAGAACUCACACCUUUGCACCAAGAUGUAUCGCGGCUCCACAGCCUCUCAAGUCUCAUGAUGUGUGGAUCUGCUGAAGAUUUGAGACAAUACGCGCAAUGGGACGGCGCCGCAGGGCAGUCUCGAAAGCACUUGUUGUCAGAGCUGUCCAAACGCAUCUCUCCAAGUGUCAUGAUUCCGGAGCAUAGGCUUGCGAUACUCUUGGAUACUGUCAAAAGCAGCUGGGUUUCAAGUUGUCUGUACCACAAUACAUCUGCGUCGCCGUCCCUCUAUGUCGACCAUGUAUGCGACCAUGGCGACUUUCCGCGAAAGCUUGAUGUGACACUCUCUGAUCACAUGGAUGAAGUAUGGUAUCUACAAUAUUCUCACAACGGUUCCAGACUGGCUACAGCCGGCAAAGAUGGUAAAGUUAUCAUAUAUGAUACAUGUUCACAAUCCGUGCUCAUGGAGCUCGAGCACGAGGGUGGCGUUUGCUAUCUCGCAUGGAGUCCCGACGACACAAAACUGAUAACGUGCACCCAGGAGCAGGGAUCAGACACGACUGCACGUAUGUGGGACGUGGGAACUCAAAUGGUCCUACUUGAAAUGACAGACUUCACAUAUCCAGUAAUGAGUGCAGCAUGGGCACCUAACGGCGAGUCCUUCGUGACUGGCUCACAGGACGCGGAGAAUGCACUGAUUAUGUGGGAUACUAAGAAGGGAGUCAAAAUACAUCAAUGGAAAGAGGAGCACCUCCGCGUUGAUGAUCUCGCUAUAUCCCCUGAUGGGGAACGACUUGUGGUAGCCACAAACGGUACGGCUGGCCGAAUAUUUGUCUAUGACUACGUCACACGAGGGAAAGUGCGAGACUGGGUGUUUGAUGGUGUCAGAAUCACUUCAGUGAACAUCAGUCGUGACUCCAAGACUCUCCUCGUGAGCGUAAACAACAACAAAACGAAGCUGAUCGAUCUGGACACCGGGGAUACUGUUAGAAACUUCAUAGGCCACACACAAGAGAACUUUGUUAUACGGAGUAAUUUUGGUGGUGCCUCAGAAACUUUCGUGGUCAGCGGAAGUGAAGACAACCGAAUAUACGUUUGGCGAACGUCAGGGCUGGGCCUAGUUGAGAUCAUCGAGGCUCAUAGGGGUUGCGUCAAUGCCGUGUCUUGGCAUCCUAUAGAUCCACUCGUCUUUGCGUCUGCAGGCGAUGAUGGCAAAGUCAAGAUAUGGACCGUCCCAGGCCACUCCUUGGCGAUAAGACCUGACGGCGCAGAACCAUAG